AUGUAUAGAUCGAAGAAGUCAGGUGGGCGGGCUGCGUCGUCCGCGACGGCUACGACGGACCCGGUUGGCACGGUGCGGGAGGAGACCACGCCGGAGGCCGCCUCAGAGGUUGCUACUGCAACGGCCGUCAUGGCCUUCAAGGCGCGACUGAUGGCACCGUUUAUGCUGUACGAUCGGAUGCUGCGGCAGGUGGUGCCGAAUGCCGCACACGACCGUCAUUACCGCUCGGAGGUGUCUCGUGUGCAGGGCGUUAUUAUUCGCCAGAUCCGGCAUGCGCUCGAUCAAGAGCACAGCACAACACCCAAGGAGAUGCUUUACGCGGUUCAAAAAAGUAUUCUGCUUGCCUAUGCCUCGUGUGCCGUAUCUAGCGAUACGGAAGCGCUUGUGCCACUGAGCUCUGAUGAGGAAGCGAUGGAGUUUGUCACGCGGCUAGAGAGCUUUUUUGGGGAAAGGAACGCCUCUGCCAAGGCAGUGGCGUCGCUUGCAGCUGUACUCUCGACUGGCAUUGUGCGUGACUGCUACAAGGAGGCGUGCAAUCGCCUGGAGGCAAGGCUCGCAGUGGAGGGACAGUCCCACGCGGGGAAGCCACGUACAACGGAGAGAAACCUCGCCCUAGAAGCCACAAGAAAGAACACGCAGGAUCUUCUUCAACUUCGAGGUGCGUUGGUGACGGCGUUUGAAGCUAUCAGUACGCCUUUUAAUGAAAAUGGAACCACACCAAUGCCAAACAGCGCCACAGCGGAUGCGACAACGGCGGUGCUCACGGUUGAGGCCUAUUACAAUCUUUUGGGUUGGGCGCUUAUGAUGCAGCCGGAGCGUCUUGGCCUAAAGGCGGCCCAUUCCACCCCGACGCUGUACCAAGAACCUCAAGCCGCAGAGAAGUUAUUUGCCAAAGUGACCUUGUAUGAUCCCGCGACCGGUAUGAUUGUCAUUGAGCGCAAGAAUGUUGCCUCCAAGUGGGGUAUAAUGCUAAAUGCGUCAGGUGCCUUGAUUGGUGUAGAAAAUUCAUUGCGAAACUCCACCACUGCAGGGGGCGCGUUGUAUCAUGCUCUCCAGCAAAGAAAGAAGGGAUUGCCUAUUUUCGCCAUCAACGACGUGCACAUUGGCAGUGCCGAGGAAGAGGAAAAGGGGGGGAUCGAGGAGGCCCGCGCCAACACAAAGGCCCUUCGAUUAGAAAGGAUACGAGGGGCGCUUCAGCAGUCGGAUUGCGUUAUUUCGCUACGCGUGGCAACGGUGACAACACUGGGCGAACCACAGGAAGUUGCCUUUGACAUCAUCCAACAGGGAGGGGAGGACGCCGCUGGGCAGCAGGCAGCACUCAUUCUAAAGCGGCCAUCCACCGAAGUGCCGUGGCAACUUCAGAUGCAGAUAUAUGCCGAGAGCGUAUUUGUUCUGGAUGGAUUUGCCGAAUCUCUUCCGCUUUCCAAGGCAGCCAAAGAGUUUCUGUGCACUCAUCGUGGACAUAUACUCAUUAUGCAAGUUAAUGGGUGCAACGCAACGCACGGUGACCUCAUCAUGGACGUGAUUCGCAGUUCAUUGUACCUGGUACUGCGGCUACGAGUCGUGAGCGAUAUGGGGGAGAUCGCGUCGGAGACAACCGCCAAACAAGAAGCUGAAGCAACGGAGCCAGUGCAGCAAGCAGAAGAAGCGCUGGAGGCUGCAUCGGCUGUGGCAGUUUCCCACGAAGAGCGGGAAAUGGCAGGGGAUGAGGAAGCUGAAGUGGCUCAACACCGGGCGCUGUUGGAGGAGCACAACAUUCACCCAGAUGAGCCACUACCGGAGGUUGAGGAACUGGAGGAGGCGGCGACGCCGCUGCCCAAGAAGAAGGGGCGUUCGCGGAAGUUGGACGUGGCAGAGGUGGCGAUGAAUGACAUGGCGGUACCAGAAGAGGCGGAGGAGCUGCCCACGGCAGUGACGGAACUGGAGGAGGAGGCGGCGACGGCCCUGCCCAAGAAGAAGGGGCGUCCGCGGAAGUUGGACGCGGCAGAGGUGGCGAUGAAUGACAUGGCGGUACCAGAAGAGGCGGAGGAGCUGCCCACGGCAGUGACGGAACUGGAGGAGGAGGAGGCGGCGACGGCCCUGCCCAAGAGAAGGGGCGUUCGCGGA
This is a messenger RNA of Trypanosoma conorhini, 2106 nucleotides long. RefSeq lists its product as uncharacterized. The transcript has a single exon. The record is from RefSeq and is a predicted model, not a curated record. Lineage: Eukaryota; Euglenozoa; Kinetoplastea; Trypanosomatida; Trypanosomatidae. The annotation marks the transcript as partial.